CCUCGGAUCCAUAAUAGUCGAACGCAACUCAAGAUCGAAUAACUUCAUAUAUAAAACAAUACGUCGAGGGCAUACCGAGUGCCUGAACUGCCAUUGAAGCGCCAGAACGGCGCCUUCGUCCUCCUACGCGACCUUUACGAUCUACCACCGGAACGCCCGCCGCAUCCUCACACAUCAUGUCGAGUCCCCUCGCAACCGUCCUGCGGAGGAAUGUCUCCAGCUCCAAGAUUGGCGUCGUUGUAUCUGCAGGCAAAAUGUCUAAGGCUGUGAAAGUUCGAAUUGCGGAGAAGACAUGGGACAAGCACUUCCGAAAGUUUUUCCCAUCACCCAAGACAUAUUUGGUCGCCGAUCCGAACAACUCUCUUGUCGAGGGAGACGUCGUCCGCAUCGCCUCGGGAUAUCGUACGAGCAAGCAAAUCCGCCAUAUUGUAUCCGCCAUUGUCGCGCCAUUUGGUGCACCCGUUGAAGAGCGAACUCCUGUUCUUACCGCAGACCAACUCAUGGAGAUCCGCAUGAAGAAGAGGCUCGAGAAGGACGUUAGAUCAGCACAGAAAGGCAGAGUGACGAGCAUACGACGGAUCAAGGAGGCCAGACAAGCGGGAUUCGAGAUUCCGGACUUAGAGACAGCAAUGCGAAAUGUAAAGCUCGGAGAGGCGGAUGCAGUAAAAGAAGCCGACGAGGCGCACAAGGGACAAGCAGGGCAAAUAAUUACUAGCAAAGAAAGGAGGAGACAGGCCCGUGAAAAAACAAAAGAUGAGCGAAGAGCAGAGGAGAAGCUGAAGAAGAGCAAGACUCAAGAAUUGUAACUUUUACUACAUGCAGAACUUGGGAAUCUGUAGGAUACCACUUGUAUGAGGAGAGUCACUGUAUGAUACUAUCGCAUUUAGGGCGCCUCGAAAUGGAAAAUUUUAUGUAGAUAUAUUGAUCGUCGUAUUACAUAUGCUCUCAGUGUAAUUAUGUUAUACAACUUCGCAGGGUAUCGUAUAAGAGAAUUAUACCG
Aaosphaeria arxii CBS 175.79 is the source of this 1000-nucleotide messenger RNA. RefSeq names its product nucleic acid-binding protein. The transcript is spliced from 2 exons. Lineage: Eukaryota; Fungi; Ascomycota; Dothideomycetes; Pleosporales. Gene Ontology annotation, molecular function: structural constituent of ribosome. The coding region runs from base 177 to 806 and encodes 209 amino acids. The record is from RefSeq and is a predicted model, not a curated record. Gene Ontology annotation, biological process: translation. Gene Ontology annotation, cellular component: ribosome.